Theobroma cacao (cacao) is the source of this 2631-nucleotide messenger RNA. NCBI's taxonomy places the organism in Eukaryota, Viridiplantae, Streptophyta, Magnoliopsida, Malvales, Malvaceae. The record is from RefSeq and is a predicted model, not a curated record.
AAACGGGGCAAUUAAUAUUAUUCACCAAAACACGCCUUGGAACUGGAGUUUUGCAGCCGACUGAAGAAUGUGGGUGGGGGGUGAAUGGAAAGAAAGAAAAAGCCAUUUGCCUGGAGCGAGUCUGGCGGUAGAAAUCACAAGGCAACCCAAAUUUAUGCCAACCAGCUCCCUGAUGACAGGUGUUGGAGCUACACCUACAACCCAAAUAGAAGAAACGACGCAUGAAUUUAUGCUUCUAAAUGAAAGUUACUCGAAAUCCCACUUGGGAUGAUAUGCCUUUUCAUAAUUUCUCACAUAUAAAUAAUUAGUUUGAUUCUUUUAUGCAGUGUAAUAUAUUCACCCUUGAAACUUGACAGAGUACAUUUUGAACUACAAAAUUCCUUUUCUUUCAAGUUUUGCUCCUCGGGGCCCUUUUGCUUCAGUAAACUUGGGUGUAAACAAGAUUUAGACCAAUGGGUUCUAAUCUUUCUCUCUCUAUUUCUUUUUUAUUACUAUAAUCGAAGUUUAGUAUUGGUGUGGAGCCACACCAACCCACAAUGUAAAUUACAUUAUUUUCUGUGUAUUAUACCUGUUCACACACAAGCGACUCAGUCAGAAUCACAUCUCCUCUGUUCUGUCUCUCCCUCUCCCUCUCUGUCUGUAUCUCUUUCUUUAGUUUAUCCCACGCCCAUGGCUAAAGACCUGAGAGUGAAGAUUCUAGAGCAUUGCCAAGUUUCUCCACCACCGGAUUCAGUUAAUCCGCAAACUUCCCUGAUCCCCUUAACUUUCUUUGACGUACCAUGGCUCUUCUUUCCUCCAACCCAACCUCUCUUCUUCUAUCCAUACCCUUACUCUACUUCUCACUUUUUGUCGGCUACUCUCCCAACCCUCAAGCAAUCUCUUUCUCUCACUCUCCAACACUUCUUUCCUUUCGCCGGCCACCUCGUCUUGGACUCUAAGUCAAACCGUCCCAAGAUUGUUUACAACGAAAAACACAGCUUUGUUUCAUUAACUUUUGCCGAGUCUAAUGCUGAUUUUCAUUAUAUAUCAGGCGAUCGUCCUCGAGAUGUCGAAGAGUUCCAUCCACUUGUACCUUCGCUAGAACGCAGCCUGCAGUCAAGUGAUGACGAAAACGAAGCACUACCUUUGCUUGCAGUAAAAGUCACAGUAUUUCCGAAUUCUGGUUUGUGCAUAGGACUUGCUUAUCACCAUGUGGCCGCUGAUGGAAGGACGUUCGACAAUUUCAUCAAGACAUGGGCAUCAUUCCAUAAAGAUUCUUCUUUCUUGAUCACGGCCAUGCCAUCUUAUGAUCGGACGUUGGUAAUUGACAAGCAUGGUCUUGAGGCGAUUUUCUUGAAAGAAUGGAGGAAGAAAAAGUCUGCAGAACAUGAAAUGGUUAUAGUUACCAAAAGCAAAGCAGAGUUUUCAAAUAAGGUUAGAGCCACAUUCGUGAUGGGGUUGACAGAAAUGGAGAAAAUCAAACGAUGGAUUGUUACCGAAUGCAAGAAGAAAAAUCUGCGAGAGCCCGUUCAUUUAUCUCCUUAUGUUGUAACAUGUGCUUUUGUUUGGGGUUGUUUGAUGAAAGCUGCUUGCAACGAGGGGGUGGCUGACAAGUAUCCUAAUGAUUAUCCAAGUUAUUUGGGGUUUAAUGCGGGCGGUCUAAGCCGUUUCGACUGUCGUGUUCCAUCUACAUACUUUGGCAAUUGUGUUGGAUUCGGCAGGUGCGAGGCUACAAGGGGAGACUUAAUGGGAGAAAACGGCAUCAUUUUGGCUGCUAAAGCCAUAGGAGACACGGUUAAGAAGUUGGACAAAGCAUUACUCGGGGAAGCUGAAAGGUGGAUUUCGGACUGGGAGGUCUUUUACAGGUCUGAGCCCCAUAUGAUGGUAGUAGGGUCGCCUAAGGUGCAUCUGUACGAGACAGAUUUUGGGUGGGGGAGGCCUAACAAAAUAGAGGAGAUUUCAAUUGAUCAAUGCGGAGCCAUUUCACUUACUGAGAGCAGAUGUGAGAGAGGUGGGAUUGAAGUGGGAUUAGCUCUUCCAAAGCCCCAAAUGGAUACGUUUACCUCUCUCUUCGAUCAAGGUCUCAAAGCUAAAAUGUAGAAUAAUGCGGAGAAAAAGUUUCAUGGACCACUCCACGAGCUUUGCUUUUGGGAACGAAUAAAACAAAUACUUGGGGUAGGUGGAGGUUGGCCCUCUUCUCUUAUAACCCUAGUAUUUCAACACCACAUGAUCCAAAUUGCUCUGCACCGCAAAGUUGCUUGAUACAAUAUCUUGGGUUUGAUGUCACCCUGUCAACGCCAAAUGAAGUUAUCAAAAAUAGGAGGGCAAGAAAUUGGAUGAGGUGUUGAGUUGUAGGAGGCAGGAAUAAGUCAAGAAUCUGUUGAAAAAUGUGGGUAUUGCUAGUCUUUUACUUGUCAGCUCACUUGAGUCUCCGAUUUGCAAAUGAAAGUCCAAUGCAUGUUUGCAUCGCUUUGUUCCUAUAUCUUUGAAAAUUAAGUUUUUCCGUGUGCGUAACGUCCAGCUGUUUCUGAUGCUUCUUCCUGAUUACAAGCAGCUGCUGUCAUUGUAGUUAUAGCGAAAGUAUCACACGGUAUUCUAUUGUAAUACUUAUAACCUUUUUGAAAGUUAAGGCAUCAAUAAUUAAAGCGUCAU